UUUUUGGCUUUUAUCAACCAGUCAUAAUCUUCUUUUGGCUCUCUCUUGUUCUCUCUGUCUCUCACUCUCUCUGUUUAUCUUGUACAAUUAAGAAAGAAUGUCACAACACCCUUUGUUCACAAUCCAAUAUCAUCUUUAUUCCAAUGGCUUCUCUUCAAGAAUUGCUAGUUGAAGAAGGUUUUGAGAGUACAAAAAGAAUACCUACAAAAACUCACAGAAAAGUCAAGUUCAAAGACAGAAAAACUUUUCAAGAAGAUUCCAACAUUGCUUUACCUAUUUACAUUUGCCAUGACAGAAGAUCAUCCUUGGAUUUCUCCAAGAACAAAUCCCGAAAACCCUUUUCCAGUUCUAGUUCUUCGGUCCACUCAUCGAAAAGAUCAAAUGUAAAGUCCAUUGUUGAAGUCAAUAUUCCAAGAAGAGAUGAGCCUGCUAUUGAUGAAGUUGCUAUUAGAGCUGUCAUUUCUAUACUUAGUGGCUUUGUAGGACAAUAUUUGAGGGACAAAGAUUUUCGCGAAACCAUUAAGGAGAAAUGCUAUGCUUGUUUUGUGAGAAAGAAGAAUCAUAAUUCAGAUAAUGGGAUUUUUGCAGAUAUGGAAUUGGCUAUUGAGAGUAUAGAGAGACUAGUUGAGAGUAUUGAUGAUACUCAAAGGGAAGUAAAAGUUAAGUCUUUGCAAUACUCUAUUAGGCUAUUAACAAUUGUGUCAUCUUUGAAUUCCAACAGCACUGGAAAUAUCUCAACUUGUGGAAUUCCCAAUUCCAAUCUCUCUGCUUGUGCACAGCUCUACUUAUCUAUUGUUUACAAGCUAGAAAAAAAUGAGAGAAUUGCAGCUAGGCAUUUGCUGCAGGUAUUCGUUGAUUCGCCAUUUCUUGCUCGGACACACUUACUUCCUGAACUUUGGGAGCAUUUGUUUCUUCCUCACCUUCUUCAUCUCAAGAUUUGGCAUACACAGGAAGUAGAAGUUUUUUCAACUUUGGAUUGUGUUGACAAAGAGAAGCAGAUGAAAGCCUUAAACAAGGUAUAUAAUGACCACAUAGAUAUUGGUACAACAAAGUUUGCUCUUUACUAUAAACAAUGGCUCAAGGUUGGUGCCCAAGCCCCUGCUGUUCCUUCUGUGCCUUUGCCUAAUAAAGUCGGUCACUCGCCUUCAAGAAGACGAUCUUUGGAUUCUUUCACCUCCAAUUCCUCCAUCAAGAAUAACUCACUAUAUCGAGCUGUUUUUGGACCGAUUAUGGAGAGGAAAUCCAUGGAUGUUGCAAGAAAUGGAAUUUGGGAUUAUAAGGAGGAAGAAGAAGAGAAGAUUUCAUCCAUUGGAGAUGACAAUAAGAAAGGCAAUUAUGUUCCAAAGAAAGCAGUGGUUCAUCGAAGAUCACAGAGUCAAAGUUACAGAACUCCGAAACAUGAUCUGUGGGCUCAGACUCAUAAAAAAUCAGACUACUUCCGGUUUUUCAAUUGUCAAAGUGAGCCUGUAGAGUUCUUGAGAGAAGGAAACAGUAAGAUUGGCAGUGUUUCCAUCAGAAAGGAAGAAAAAACCACUCCUCCUGUUUCAAAUGAUCUAAGUAGAGCUAUCUUCACAAUUUGCUCCUCAGAUAGCUUAAGUGACUGUGAACUGGCAGUCCGUUUGGUCGCAAAAUCUUGGCUUGAUUCUCGUGGAGAUCCUGAGAUUGUAACGACAUUAUCAACAGCAUCAUUGAUUGAAGGAACAAUGAACGUUUUGUUUGCAUCCGGAGAUGAUGAAAUCUUGGAACUAGCAAUCUCAAUCUUAGCAGAACUAGUCACUAAGAGGGAGAUGAAUGGGCAAAUCAUUCUCAACUCGGAUUCACAGCUUGAUAUCUUCUUGAGACUAUUGAGAAAUAGCAGCCUGUUUCUUAAGGCUGCAAUUCUACUUUACCUAGUGCAGCCUAAGGCUAAACAGAUGAUAUCUAUUGAGUGGAUUCCAUUAGUACUUCGAGUUUUGGAAUUCGCAGAUCAUCUGCAGACGUUAUUCACAGUUCAACGUAGUCCUCAAGAGGCUGCAUAUUACUUACUUGAUCAACUACUUACUGGUUUUGAUGAAGACAAGAAUUUUGAAAAUUGUAGGCAAGUCAUUUCACUAGGGGGAUUGGGGUUGUUGCUGAGAAGAGUUGAAAUGGGAGAUGUCUCAGAAAAGAGUAAGGUGGUUUCUGUUAUGUACUAUUGUGUUCAAUCUGAUGGAAGCUGCAGGCAUUACCUGGCCAACAACUUGAAUAAAGAUUGUCUUCUUCCUCUUCUUUUGCUUCAAAACCAGCAAAUCGCUCGCGGACACAUUUUUGCAUUUCUCACUGAGCUUCUCUGCAUUGACAAGCAAAUUCAAAGAGUAGAAUUCUUACGUGGUCUACUAAGUGGAUGGGGAAUGGUGAACACCUUGCACAUUUUGCUAGUAUAUCUCCAAAGAGCUCAACAAGAAGAACGCCCCCUUAUCGCUGUCAUAUUGUUACAGCUUGAUCUUUUGGGAGAUCCGAAUGAGUGCAGCGUAUAUAGAGAAGAAGUAAUAGAAGAAAUAAUAAAAGCAAUGGACUGUCAAGUAUUCAAUGAGAAAGUCCAAGUACAAUCAGCUAGAGCUCUACUUAUACUAGGGAGUUGUUUUUCCUAUACUGGAGAGCCAAUAGUAGAGAAAUUGCUGUUAAAAGAAGCAGGCUACGACGAAAACACUGGGGAUUCAUAUCAUGGCAAGAAUUUCAUCCUCAACAGUUAUAUGAACCUGAAUGAAGAGGAAGAGGCAACAAGAAAUUGGCAAAGGAAAACAUCAAGAGUGUUGCUUAACAGUGGAAGCAAGAGGCUAUUGGCUGCUCUUGUAGAUACAAUAGCCAAUGGAAUUCCCUGUUUAGGGAGAGCAAGCCUAGUUACUGUGUCCUGGAUGAGCAAUUUUUUCUGUUCCAUCGAGGAUAAAGGGGUCCGGUCUGUAGUAUGUUCGGAGCUAAUUCCAGAGCUGAUGAAGCUAUUGAAGUACAAUAAUGCUAUAGAGGAAAGAGUUCUUGCUUCACUUUCAUUACUCAAACUGGCUAACAAUUCAGAUUAUUUGGCGAAAUUGUCUCCAUUAGAUAAGGAGCUCAUAAGUGACCUGCAUAAACUCGCACAAGUAACAUGGACAGCGAAGGAGCUUAUUUCAAUUAUUUCGAGCAGCUCUAGGCAUCAGCAGCUUAAUGUACCUUAACAAUUUGUUUUUCUUCAGCAACUUAAUCAUUCUACCUUGUACAUGGUAUGAAGCACAGGAUGUCUAUAUUUUAGUCCUUCUUUGGAGAUAAUUUUAGUAAUAAAUGAGGCUAUUUCUCAA
This is a messenger RNA of Nicotiana attenuata, 3290 nucleotides long. RefSeq names its product putative E3 ubiquitin-protein ligase LIN. The record is from RefSeq and is a predicted model, not a curated record. Lineage: Eukaryota; Viridiplantae; Streptophyta; Magnoliopsida; Solanales; Solanaceae. The transcript has 7 exons. Bases 144 to 3170 code for a protein of 1008 amino acids.